UCCUCAGCCCCUCAGACCGCCCUGCCUAAGAUGGCCGCUGCCCGCCACGUUCCCUCUAGCCCGCGCAGCCCCUAACUCGGUGCCCCUCGGAGGCUCGCCGCUGCCGCGCCGCCGCCCUCGCUGGCCCUCCAGGAUCGGCACCCCGGCAGGCGGCGCGCUGCCGCCGCGCGGCGGGGGCCGCUCCGGGGGGAGCGGCGGGAUGGAGGCGCUGCUGGCCUGGCAGUUCGAGGACUCCCUCUUCGCCCCGAGCCGGGAGCGGGGCUCGGGCGGCGGGGCCGGGCCGCCCUGCGGCGCGAAGCACUGCGAGCCCCGCUGGUUUUGCAGCGAGGCGGACGGCGGGGAAGGCGCCGGAGGGCUAACGGCCAGCAAGUUCCGGGCGGACUGGGCCUACCGGCAGCAGGAGUUGGAGAAAGCCCUGUGUGAAUACUCAAACUGCUUACUACUCUUACCUCCCAGUAACAUUGCGAUGAGACGAGAUGUCCAAGAGGGCCAGGCUCGGUGUUUAUCUCGCCUAGGAAGGCACAAGGAGGCUCUCGAUAUUGCAGAAAAAAUGAGAAACAGCGCUACUAACACAGAUCACUUAACGACAGUUCUCAACCUGCAGUUUGCCAUUUACCAGGGUCUGGAAAACGUAGGAAAAAAGAUCACGUGUCUGCAGCAACUGAUCUGCUUACAUCCUUUCAACCCUUGGUACUGGAAGUUACUUGCUGAAGCUUAUAUGAGCCUUUUACAGAGUCUGUCUCCACUAAUCAUUCCAGAAACAAAUCUGAAUCAGUCUGAAGAGGUUAGUGUAAGUGAUAGUAGUUUCAAAACAUCAACUGGAAGAGAGAUUAAUUUGCAGCCUCACAGAUCAAAUGACCAGAAAGAAGGCCCUUGGUCCAGCCUUGCUGCAGAAACAAAGAGGGAGAGUGCAGUGACUUGUGGCAGCAGCCAAACCGUAAAAGAAUUCCUCUGCACUUCAGAAGAACCGGAAAGGAAGGACAAAGGGAAACAUGCAGCCUCUGGGUCCUGGAAGCAGAACAUGCCGAAGAAAGUUGGGAUAAAGGCAUGUGCCUCAUUUAUUAGAGCAAGGCUUUUACUUCAGCUAACCCAGUUGCAACAGUCAUCCUUUGCACUAGAGAAUAACGUAGAAGGUCAAAAAGAAAUUGACGACAAAGUGACACGACUUGGUUUCAGUGAAAACUCCUUGCAGUUGAUGACCAAGGUUAUGGGGCAGGAUCUUAUACCAGAAAAACUAAAAGAGGAAUUUCAGGGUGAGGUAAAAUGCAUAGGCCCUUCAGCGCUGUCAUCAUUGGUAACUGCAUCAGCCACAGAAUUUGAAAUCAAGUGGUUUGGUAAUCUCCAAGAUGAUUUAUGUCACUUUGACAGACAAUUCUAUUCAGAGAUAUAUAUCCCACCUUCAGUAACUUAAAGGUUUUGUUGUAUUUAUUCUCAUAUCUCCAAAUGAUUAUGGAAUGACAUAUGCAAUAAAGUUCAUAUUACAUUUUUUAAGAAUUCUUCUUGUAUAUCUUUUAAGAAUAUAAAUCUCUGUAUUUAAACUCUUAACAUCUCAUAAUUUCCUUUGUUCACUGAUUUGUUUGUAUUUAAAAUAGUAAGUAAUCCAGUCUAAAAUCGAGCUUUCAGAGGCAGCUUUCCAUCAUAAACCUCACCAUGUUGUGCUUGAAGUGUCUGUGAUUUUUUGGGGCCUGCGAUGCCAGAGGGAUGGAAGGCUUCCUUUAUAAUGUCCAGUUUAAAAGUUUCUUGAUAUCAAAUUCUAUGUUGUUGCGUUUAGAGUCAUGGAAUUAGCCAUUUUCUUAAUUGUUUUUUAAUAUUUCCUGAUUAAUUGACAUUAUAGUGAUUUCUUGUUCGGAGCUGGAUAGGUAGAAAUCGUAAAUGUUUUUAUGCUGAGAAAUUGUCAAUAAGAAUAAUUCUGUGUGUUUUAGGAAAAAAAAUGUAAAUGGUAGAUAUUUUAACUUAGAACUGGAAGGAGAUUUUUCUUCUUCAAAGCCAAUUGUUUUUUGCAAGUGUAGAAGUAGCUGUAGUCUUGUCUUCAGUGUGCUUAGACGAGGGAGGAGAAGAAAAACUGUCAACAUUGUUUAUAUGUGCUGAAGAGUGUUUAGUCAGAUCAUAUCCUUUGUAAAACCCUGCAAGGAAGAUCUUUGCUGUGAAAACUGGCAGUGUUGUUUCUGCAUCAUAUAGCUCCUUACGUUGUGCUUUCCAGUUGAUAGUAAUACCACUUUGCUUUACUUUCUGAAGCAUCGAUGCUACAUGCUUUGGGCUUCCACAGAAGAAGGUAGAGAUUAUCCCAUAGUUCCUUUUGCUUGAAAUAAUUUACAUUUGAGGCAAACAAGGUGUGCUCUUCCCCAUCUUCUCUUAAGCUGUGAGACUUAAUUUCUUCAUGGCUUUUUGUAAAAGUGUUCUUUAAUGGAUAUAGUUUAAACCCAGAAAUCUUUAGACAUAAUUUGCUGUGACUUUUCCUCAUGUUUUCCUGUGUUUUCUUUCUGAAGUACUAAAGAGUGCCGAAACUUUAAAUAACUCACCAUAUGUGAACACACUUUAUAUCUGCUACUUUUAGGUGAAUUUUAAAGCUUUAAGAUACUUUUAGGGAAUCUGUCACUAACCCUUGGCGUGGUAUAGCCCUCUGCUAAGUUGACUGUGAAACCUCUCUGGAAAAAUGGAAUAUCACCUUCAGUCAUGUCAAAUUAUCUUUGAUAGUUUGGUGACUUAAUGUAAUUAAACCACAUCCUGGUCAGCUUGUUAUGAAAGAUGAUGACUUGGCAAGUAUACUUGGGUAAGCAUUAAUGCACUCAUAGUGCAUUACAGAAUAUUUGGUUUAGUCAUGCAUGUGCUUUGCUAGGUGGAAAUUUUUGUCUGCGUGUGUAGAGCACUGUAUUCAGAAGGCAGUGAAGCCCGCCUGAAGGGCUGGGCAUGCUUUUAAGACUAACUGAUGUCAUAAGUUUUCAGUAGAGACUGACCAUAACGUGCUGUAAAUUAAUUACAAUGUUUGCAUCAACAGAGGAUGUCUUACAGCAAAGACAUGGCAAACGUGGAAAGCUUAAUGCCAAAUAUGUCAGCAAAAACUGGAACAGGGACUUCUCCCAGUUUCUUCUUAAACUUGAGGUCACAAGUGGCCACAUAAAAAGUUUAUAAUUUGUUUUGCCACAGCUCUUGAGUAGGUUCAGUAGUUGGGACACUGGAACACAGCUUUUGUGGAACCAGGUCUGUAUAGAUAUUUGAUGGGAACUUGCCAAAUGAUUUGGCUCCACAGUUUAGAAAGUGGAAAUAGGUUUGGAGCUGUUUUAGCAGCAAAUAAAAUACUUGCCAAAUGUUGUCAUUUUGUGACUGAGAUGUCCAGAAUACGCAGCGGCUAGCCAAGGUGAUUUGGAAACUUUUGGUGUGCAUGCAGGUUGUUUGCUGGAGGUUGUCUCUCAGACUGGCAACACAACGGUUAACUCUCCCUGGCUCUGGGAGUGGAAGGCAAGUGGCAGCUCUUAAGAACAGGCAGUAUUUUCUCAAACAUAACAAUAAAGCAAAAAUGUUGUUUUUAACUACUGCAAAGAAAACAACAUGAAUGUUGUUCUGAACGUGUCGCAUAGUUACUGUUCCAAAUAACCAGUGUUUAUUGCACUGGGGCCAUGAAAUAUUCCUUUGUCCCACUUGUGCCUGGCUAUCUCUCAUCUCAGCUACUUCAAUUCCUCCUUUUUUGGCCUGCUCCUUGCUUUUUUGGCAUGCCACUUCUAACUUUGGUUUUCUGUUUCUGAUAAUAUCUCAUGAGUGGCUUUGCAUUUCCAUCUUGCAUUUGAAUGCCUCGUCGUUGCUUCUACGUUCUGCAUAAUUCUACAUCUGCCUGUAAUUGAUUUCUUCAUGUUUUGGCUCUUAUGAUAUUAUUAUUGGUAUUAGUACUUGCACCAGUACUCCACACUGAGUUAAAGAGCAAAUUUUAGUAUUGCAAACUGCAAGUGAGAAUCCAUUAACAUUACUGAAGUUUGAUUUUGUUACAGAUGCUUUGGGAAGGACCUUCUGACCCUGGUUCUGAUACUUCUGAAAUGAUUGCUGAGUACACAGUCUAAUUGUGUAUCUUGCUAUCAGGUGUUCGAAUACUGCUGGCUUUGAGGUGAGGGAGCACAUUAGUGCUGUAACUAGUGACAUUAACACAGCUUUCUCCAUCACAGAACCAUAGAACAGUUUGGGUUGGAAGGGACCUCAAAGACCAUCUAGUUCCAGCCCCCUGCCAUGGGCAGGGACACCCUCCACUAGACCAGGUUGCCCAAAGCCCCAUCCAACCUGGCCUUGAACACUGCCAGGGAGGGGGCAUCCACAGCUUCUCUGGGCAACCUGUGCCAGUGCCUCACCACCCUCAUAGUGAAGAAUUUCUUACGUAUGUCCAAUCUAAACCUACCCCCUUUCAGUUUAAAACCAUUGCCCCUUGUCCUGUCCCUGCGUGGUGGGUUUGACCCUGGAUAGCUGUCAGGUGCCCACUCAGCCGCUCUGUCAUUUUCCCUCCUCCACACAACAGGGAAGGAGAAAAUAAGAUGGAAAAAAAAGGAACUUGUGGGUUGAAAUAAAGGCAGUUUAUUAAUGAAAAAGCAAAGGUUGUGUGCGGAAGCAAUGGAAAACAAACAAAGUAUUCUCUACUUUCCAUCAGCAGGGGAUGUCAUUGUAAAAAUGAGUAUGUGAAUAGAUUGAGUUUGCUUAUAAGGAAUCAAGAGUUGUAACUUGAGGUCCUGCUCGUGCUCCGAGCCGAGAACCACCUUUAUUGCUGCCAAUAAAAAAGGGGGUUCAGC
Molecule: messenger RNA, 4763 nt
Organism: Grus americana (Whooping crane)
Lineage: Eukaryota; Metazoa; Chordata; Aves; Gruiformes; Gruidae
Gene: C2H8orf76
Product: chromosome 2 C8orf76 homolog
Molecular function (GO): protein binding
Source: RefSeq, a predicted model, not a curated record